Molecule: messenger RNA, 2263 nt
Organism: Aspergillus ruber CBS 135680
Lineage: Eukaryota; Fungi; Ascomycota; Eurotiomycetes; Eurotiales; Aspergillaceae
Product: sodium:solute symporter family protein
Exons: 11
Coding region: 1-2073 (690 amino acids)
Biological process (GO): urea transmembrane transport
Cellular component (GO): plasma membrane
Molecular function (GO): urea transmembrane transporter activity
Source: RefSeq, a predicted model, not a curated record
AUGACGGGUCUACAAGCACGCGAUGGAGGUGCUACUAUCCAGCCGCCGCUGCCUCAGGCGGCUGGUUAUGUGGUUGUUGUUGUGCUAGGAUUGGUGGUAGCACUUGCAGUCAUGAUGUACGUGACAAAAAUAUUGAAGAACACGACCGGAGAGGACACGAAAAAGACGGAAAUGUUCAUGACGGCAAACCGAACAGUCCGGACCGGUUUGACCGCAUCUGCUGUGAUUUCGUCAUGGCUCUGGACAACAGCUAUCCUAGGGUCCUGCUUCACAGGCUACGACUACGGCGUAUCAGGACCAUUCUGGUUCGCUGCCGGAUGCAGUCCCAUGAUCGUCUUCUUCGCUCUGCUGGGUAUCUCCUGCAAGAGAAAGAUUCCUGAAGCUCAUACUUCUCUGGAACUUGUUCGGAUCCGAUAUGGGAAAAUCGCCCACGCUGUCUUCAUGGUCCUCUGCCUCGUCAACAAUAUCUUUGCUAGUGCCAACAUGCUCCUCGGUGCUGCCGCGGUCAUUGCAGCUGUCUCGGGGAUGCACAUUAUUGCAGCGACAUUCCUGAUUCCCGUUGGUGUGACGGUGUAUACCUUUGUCGGCGGUAUCAAGGCUACCUUCCUUACCGACUACUUCCACACGGUCAUCAUCCUGGCCAUCUGCUGCUACUUCAGCAUCAAGGGAUUCCAGAACGACCAUGUAGGCUCUGUUGGCGAGUUGUUCGAUCUCAUCCAGAAGGCUGGGCAGGCGCAUCCUGUGUCAGGAAAUUCGAAUGGCUCGUACUUGACCAUGACUUCUAAGAGUGGUAUCCUCUUCGGCAUCCUCCACACAUGCUCCAACUUCGGCCUCGUCAUCAUGGACACAUCCUAUUUCAUUAAAUCCUUCUCCGCCACUCCCCGCUCCGUCGUCCCCGGCUACACAAUCGGCGGCAUCCUCUACUUCGCCAUUCCCUGGGCCCUCGGCACAGUAAUGUCCUCGCUAGCCAUCGGCCUCGAAUCCCACCCCUCCUUCCCAACCUACCCCCGCCGCAUGACAUCCUCCGAAGUCAGCGGCGGACUGGUCCUGCCAUAUGCUGCGAUCGCGAUUGCGGGUAAAGGUGGCGCGACGGCUGUACUCCUUAUGACAUUCAUGGCUGUUACGUCGACGUUGAGUGCGCAGGUUAUUGCCGUGAGCUCGAUUUUGAGUUUUGAUGUUUACCGGUUGUAUUUCAAGAAGGGGGCUAGUGAUCGGGAUAUCAUUCGGGCUAGUCACCUAGGGGUUAUUUUCUUUGCGGCGUUUGCGGCAGGGUUUAGUACCAUGUUGCACUAUGUAGGGAUUGAUCUUGGUUGGACGCUAUACAUGCUUGGAGUGGUAACAUGCCCGGGCGUCUUCCCAAUGGUCUUCACCGUCCUCUGGAAACACCAAUCCAAAGCCGCCGCCAUCCUCUCUCCGAUCCUCGGCAUCGCAACCGGAAUCGCCGUUUGGCUCGGCACAGCACACCACUUCUACGGCUCCGUGUCCGUCUCCGCGACAGGCGGACUACUCCCCUGCGUCUAUGGAACCGUUGCGUCUGCGUUCUCACCGAUCCUCUACUCGGUUGUUAUCACGCUGUUUAAGCCGCAGAACUACGACUGGAGUAACUUCCGGCAGGAGAGACUUGCGUUGGAGAAGGUGGAGGGUGACUUGACGACUGUGCACAAGGAUGGACAUGGGCAGGAUCAGCACCGGAAUGAGGAAGACGGAGCGCAGCCCGCGCCGCAGGCUAGCAAAGCCAAAGAACUGAAGAGAUGGACAAGAAUUGCCGCAUUCUGGUCCGCUGCCACGUUCUUGGGACACUGGGUUAUCUGGCCGUUGCCGAUGUACGGUUCAAGAUACGUUUUCGAGAAGAAGUUUUAUUAUGCCUGGGUUAUCGUCGCCAUAAUCUGGCUGUGGAUCACCAUGCUGGUAACAACCUUCUACCCGAUCCUCGAUGGCGGAUGGCAGCAGAUCCGCGACGUGUACAACGGGUGGAAGAACAAUAAGCGCGCGGCGGGAUCGAUUGAGGGAACUGUGCCGGGUAGUCCGCCGAGUCCGGAGGAGGUGGAGGUUGAGGGAAAGGAAACUAAAUGAUUUUUUUUAUAGAAUGGGGAUGAGGGGAGGUGUGGUGAAAGUAUGGUAUGUAAUGGGGAUAUAUAUGGAUCUGUUAUGAGGAAUGGCUGUUUGUUUUUUGCGGUAUACCCCUGAUAUGUAUCUGGAAAAGGCGUGUUAGGAUUGUGAUGGAUAUAGCUAUUAUGAUAGUGUUUAAUGUUAAAUACGCCAU